Hermetia illucens (black soldier fly) is the source of this 1885-nucleotide messenger RNA. RefSeq lists its product as uncharacterized. The transcript is spliced from 3 exons. NCBI's taxonomy places the organism in Eukaryota, Metazoa, Arthropoda, Insecta, Diptera, Stratiomyidae. The record is from RefSeq and is a predicted model, not a curated record. Bases 1 to 1827 code for a protein of 608 amino acids.
AUGAAGCCUGCCCCUCGAGGUCCAGGACCAUUCUACCUUGAAGGCGGCGAGUCCUGCCCCUUCUGUGAAGAUGAAAAUAAGAUCCCAGUUGUCAUAAAUAACAACAUCACGACAGAAAUCAAGAAGAUACCGAUGAACAUACUUCGGGAUGAUGCUGGUUUGAUCACUAGUCAAUUUGCUGAUUUAUUCAGGAAUAGUGAAAAUGACGAUAACGCCCUAAGGAAGAUAUAUACGAAUUAUGUAUACAAAGAUACUUCAAAUUGUAGCCUGGACACUGUGAUAAAACCCCAAUCAUCAAUUGAUCAAAAAAGUAUUCCAGUUACACCAAAAAGUUCACAAGCACAUUCCAGCAAUGAAAACAUUCUAAAAUCUCUAAAUCAACCGCAAAGUAACAUGGACCCAAACUUGGUCUCCUAUUUCAUGCAACUGAAACAACAGACAAAUAGGGUUCCUCUUUUUGAAAUCGACCAAGAACUUGGUCCCCUGGAUGCCGAGAAUAGCCGGUGCAUUGGUUUGAUGGUCCAAUCAGUUAUCGAUGAUUAUAAAAAGAAGUUCAAUAUUGACGAUCAAAAAGAUCAAUUGAAGAAGGUUGAUUGCAACUCAGUCGGGAAAAAGGCGUUGCAUAUAUGCAGGCAGAAAGAUCCUUAUCUGAGAGAAAUUCAUUUGGCGAUUUUUGGAGGGGGAAACAUCAAUUUUCCUAAGGAAGAUUCUGAUGACUAUCAUAAAUUGGCUCAGGAAUACGCCCUUUUUCGCGCCACUCCAUCUUCCACUUGUGAUUCAAGUACAUCCAAAAAUGAUUAUAGUCCGUCGAAAAACUUGUCACCUCCACAAACUUCCAGCAAUACCAUGAAAGUUUCGCUUAGUGAAUCAAAACCCAUUGAUUUCAAAAGGACAACUUUUGAAGAUCCUGCAAUAAUUUCGGAUGAUAUGCAGUACCCAGUUGUGACGAAUCAUCAUCAACCGCAGCAACAGCAGUCAAUGGGGAAUCCAUAUUCAAAUUUUGAUUCAUCCAACUUCUUUCUUCCUGGAACUUCCGGUCAGGGAAAUUUUAUGAAUCCGAAUGUAACAUGUGGAAGCAAUAUGAAUCCCUACCAAAUGCCGGGUUCGUUUCUAGCAUAUGCAAACUUGAACCAAAAGCCCAAACCCAGGACUACCCCAAAAUUGCCUCCACCAGCGCAACUUCCUAUGUUCUUGACCCCUCAUCAGUAUCUAAUGCAAGCUGCCCAGGGACCAACGUAUCCAACAUCUGCAAACUACCCUCAAACUCUUAUGCAACCACAGGCUAACUUCCCAAAUUUACAGGCCCCGGCACCCUUUUACAAUGCCUCAUUCAAAGAGACUCACAUAAACACUGCCAUCAUUCAACAGCACCAGUACCAGCAGUACAAUGUCCUGGCUGCAGCAGCGGCAGGUAACUACGAAAUGCUUGUGUAUGAACAAAUGUUGCAUCAAACACAGAAGAUAAAAACUGUUGUAGCCCGAAAUCGUCUGGAUAAGCGUCUACAGGCUGAAAUGGCCAAGAAUGCGUCAAAAACAAACACAGUAGCUUUGCCUGCUAUUUCGGCUGCAAGUUCGUCUAGUUUACGUCCAGCAGAAAACCUUGCAGUUGGCAGUAGUUCAGUUCGGAAUUUGUUCAAUCAAACCAGUUCGUCUGGGAUCGCGGGAACAGCGACAACAGUGAGUGCUAAUGCUGGAAAAGCAGGAAUUAGUGAUCCAGCUGUUAUCAGUGCUGUCGAUAGUGGUUCAAAAUGUUCAAGCGCCGAUUUGGAAGGCAGCACUUUGGAAGUUGGGACAGAACAAAGUACGGAAAGUGUCAUUGAGGAAUAAUUUUCCAAAGUUGUCAAAUUAUUUAUUUUUUUCUUUUACUGUUUACUUAAAUGUAGUU